CUCGAGAGAGUCUCUCGGGAGGCUGGAUUAGCCACAAGUUGUGGUGAACCAGGGUAAAUCUUGGUGUGCUCCCUUUACGCUUUCUACGCUCUUUAUCUUUCACGUUCUUAAUUUUUUAUUCCUGCGGUUUCUACGAUCAAACGCUAUUCACCCCCCCUCUACCGUUGGUCACUUAUUCUAACAAUCGGUAUCAGAGCCUAACUCUCUACAAGCCUUAACCGGUUGAGAGAACGAUCUAUAUUUUCUUGUUGAGAAUGUUGUAUGCAGGAUUAAGCGAAAGACACUCCACCGUUAGACCUCCACUCUUUGAUGGAACAAACUACACCUAUUGGAAGAAAAGAAUGAGGAUUUACAUUCGGUCAAUCAACUUCCAACUGUGGUUAAUCAUAAAAAAUGGUGAGACGAUGCGAAUGAAAAAGGUUGGUGAAACCACCAUCCCAAAGACGGAGGAAGAAUAUGAUGCUGAAGAUAUCAAGAAGGUAGAAGCUUUUGAAAAAGCUAAACACAUGAUUUUCUAUGCAAUUAACCCGGAUGACUCCCGGAAAAUUUCUUCUUGCUCCACUGCAAAAGAAAUGUGGGAUAAGCUUGAAGUGACAUACAAAGGUAUGCCUCAAAUCCGUGAAGCUAAAAUUGAUUUUCUAACCCAUGAAUAUGAGUUGUUUAAAAUGAAGGAAAUUGAAAGCGUUGAUCAAAUGUUCGACCGAUUUUUAAAGAUCAUCAACGAUCUCCAUGUCCUUGGGAAAGCAUACUCAAACAAAGAUCUUGUUCGAAAAAUCCUUCGGAGCUUAACACCGAAAUGGCGUUCAAAAGCCGAUGCCAUAUAUGAGUCGAUAGGUAACACCAACGUCGCCAUUGAUGGUCUUCGAGGUUGAUGGUGUAAAUAUAGCGGGGUGGGUUAA
This is a messenger RNA of Cuscuta campestris, 899 nucleotides long. Lineage: Eukaryota; Viridiplantae; Streptophyta; Magnoliopsida; Solanales; Convolvulaceae. The record is from the annotation of a GenBank genome assembly.